ACUCUGCCCGCCUCCAUCCGCUCCUCGGCCGGCCAAUCAGCUGCGGAGCGGGGACGAGCCCACAGUGGGAGCCUCUCAUUUUCCACGGCAGUCAUGUGACAGACAGAGUACAACUCCGUGGGAGCAGAGAGCGGACGGACUGCAGCGCUGCGUGGACAUCUGUGGGAUCCAGAGGACGAAGCGGACCCUGAGCUGGGUGACACUCUCUGGAAAUCCUGCAUCCAGCCUGGACGCCUCGGAUUAUUUCCUGGACAGCCGCAGGUGUUUCCUGGAGGGGGAGGGGGGGCUUGGUCACCCUGGUUUUGUUUGGUCUACCCUUCUCCUCUGCCAAGGACUCGUUUUCUACAUGCCAGCGUAAACGCAGACGGCAGCCAGAAGGUGGAGCCAGGGAUGGUGGAUAAGUCUCCAGUGAAGCGAGAGACUCUCUUUCCGUACGUUUGUUCUUCUCCAGACAUGGUGUCAGACCCGGGCUGCUACCAGGUCAUCCCAUCGCCCCCUUCAGAUGAUGAUGUCAGCCUGCUGUCCAGCCCUCGCUCCUGCUCCAGCUGCAGCAGCUCCAGCGCCGACAGCGUCCUGGACCACCUGCUGUCAUCACACACCUCCUCAUCCGUGUCACUGUCCACCGUCCAGUGGGGCUUCAGGAGAGAGGAGCCCUUCAAACACGAGUCCAUAAAGGAGGAAAGUUUUGACUUCUUCACCUGGUCAAACGUGGAGACAGAAGAACAUCUGGGAGGGUCGUUCCAGCCCACACUGGAGGAGAUUGAAGAAUUUCUGGAGGAGAAUAUGGAGACGGUGACCAUGAAGCAGGAGGGGUUUAAAGUUGAGGCAGAGGAGAGGCUUGAUACCAAUUUAGAGCCAGAAACCAGUACAUCCAGUCCAGCCUCUGGUGCCUCUGCUGUGAGCAAAGCAGCUGCCAUCAACCCAACACAUGCAUCAGGUGCAGGAGCCACCAUAACAUCAGCCAGCAAACCCUGUGUGGUAGAGCGGGCCGCAGGAAGAAACGGGAUUCCAGUAGUCCUACAGAUCCAACCCAUUGAGGUGAAGCAGGAGCCCACAUUGACCCCAGUGGAACCAGUGGCCCCGCCCUCACAGCCACCCUCAGCCUCAGAUAUCCAAAUCACACAGCUGCUGGUCAACAUCCAAGGCCAGACCUUUGCCCUGGUCCCCCACAUCCUGCCGUCUCCCAGCUUCAGUGUCACAAAGUUCGUCCGGAUUGCACCAGUCCCCAUUGCAGCCAAACCGCUAGGACUCAGCGACGGCUCUGCCAGCCAGGGAUCUGGGCUUCUCAGAGGAGGUCAAAGGUUCCAGAAGAAUCCUGUUUCAGAUCUGAUCAAAAUGCACAAAUGCUCCUUCCCCGGCUGCAACAAAAUGUACACGAAAAGCAGCCAUCUGAAGGCCCACCUGAGGAGGCACACCGGGGAGAAGCCUUUCGCCUGCAGCUGGCAGGGCUGUGGAUGGAGGUUCUCGCGGUCUGAUGAGCUGUCCCGUCACAGACGAUCCCAUUCAGGAAUAAAGCCGUACCAAUGUUCCGUGUGUGAGAAGAAAUUUGCCCGCAGUGAUCACCUGUCCAAGCACAUCAAAGUCCACCGUUUCCCUCGAAGUAGCAGAGCAGUCCGCUCGGCGAACUGAUUCUUCUGGGGAUCACAGAUGGAGAGACUGGAAGGAUGUCCGCGGGACGUGACCCUGGACGUGACCUUGCUCUGGAUUUGUUGUGAUGAAGUGGAAACAGACCAGGUUCUAGAUUGGAUGUUGAACCUUCAGACAUGUUGCUGUUUUUUCCACA
Messenger RNA from Cyprinodon variegatus (sheepshead minnow), 1783 nucleotides. RefSeq names its product Krueppel-like factor 15. The transcript has 3 exons. Gene Ontology annotation, biological process: regulation of transcription by RNA polymerase II. Gene Ontology annotation, molecular function: RNA polymerase II cis-regulatory region sequence-specific DNA binding; DNA-binding transcription factor activity, RNA polymerase II-specific. The coding region runs from base 391 to 1629 and encodes 412 amino acids. Lineage: Eukaryota; Metazoa; Chordata; Actinopteri; Cyprinodontiformes; Cyprinodontidae. The record is from RefSeq and is a predicted model, not a curated record.